Larimichthys crocea (large yellow croaker) is the source of this 5978-nucleotide messenger RNA. RefSeq names its product zinc finger protein 516. Lineage: Eukaryota; Metazoa; Chordata; Actinopteri; Sciaenidae. Gene Ontology annotation, molecular function: RNA polymerase II cis-regulatory region sequence-specific DNA binding; DNA-binding transcription factor activity, RNA polymerase II-specific. Bases 1051 to 3789 code for a protein of 912 amino acids. Gene Ontology annotation, biological process: regulation of DNA-templated transcription. The record is from RefSeq and is a predicted model, not a curated record. Gene Ontology annotation, cellular component: nucleus. The transcript is spliced from 6 exons.
AAAACACAAGGUCAGCUCGCUCAGGUCUACAGUGAGAAAUAUAUUUACAACAGUUUGAGUUUUAUAAGCGCCAUUAUUAGUCACGCGACACUGAAGUCAUUCCUGCAGUGUUGUCCAAACACGUUAAUUCACUGUUUCACUUCCACACGAGCUUUGACUGAACUUCUGUCAGUGCUUGUGUGCGCAGUGUGUGUUGUUAGAGCGCAUCCACCUUUAUGUUUGACACCAGCACAGCCCACGCUGAACUAACGGUAACCGAGGGGGAAUGUUGCGCGCGCGCUCAGCGGUCACUCAGCAGCAGCAGUGAAUGGGGCAGAGCCGCGCGCGCGCGCGCACACGCAGAGAUCACUCGUCCUUGUUAUUAACGUUAAUAACGUUAUCUCUCGCGUCACUCAUGUCCCCCAACACAACGACGGCUGCCGCUGCUGCUGCUGCUGCCGCUGCGGAUGAGGAGGAGGACGGGACUGCGGUUCAGGUGCACCGCUGUGAUUGAAAGACAGGGGAGGAAGUUUGAACGAGCUCUGGAGGAUAACCGUCCUGAUUUGUCGACAAGUGCAAAGCUGUUUCACCUAGUUCGCCAUUGUUUUUUUCCCCCCUUUCUUUUGUUUUUGUGUGUUUUUUUUUUUUCCGUGAUGGGAUUCCUUCAGGAGCGACCUGCCGCCUAACGACAGCCCCUCUGAGCUCGUGUCGGAGCGGGCUAGCGACUGACUGACACAAGUGUCCUGAUACGAGCUCUCCCACAUUAUCUGCACCGUUGUCGGGGCUAUUAUUCUUAAUCUUUGCCGCGGUUUGGCGCAGCUGUGGACCGGCUAUCAGCGGACAUUGUCAACGCACGCAAACUUGUGGUAUUCUUCCCAAAACAGUAUGCACGUUCAUAAAGAACAUCUCUUCACAAGUCAGGAUGGAAACUAAAGCUGUGAUGUUUUCCAAGUUUUUGAUGUCCAUUCUGAGAACUCACUAAUUUUUGGAAGAAACUUUACAUAGUUGGAAAAAGAAUUUGUUACACAGCUGUGUUUUUUUUUUAAACAUACCAGUGCUCCAGGAAAAGUGAUGGAGACAGAAGAGAGGGAGGAUGUAUCCCUGAAACCUGCAGCUAAUAUAAAGGCAGACACAGAGGAAGAUGUGACCUCCGGCCACACAUGUGGGGUGUGUGGACGCAGCUUUCCGCUUCUCAGCUCUCUGUCCCAGCACAUGAGAAGACACACACGGGAGAAGCCGUACAAGUGUCCGUACUGUGAGCACAGGACGGCUCAGAAGGGCAGCCUGAAGGCCCACAUUCGAAGCCAUAAACUGGGCCUGUUCAGCCAUAACCUCAGUGACAAGGACAAGGACGGGGAUGGAGAUCAAGAGCAGAAAGAUAACACUCAGACUCCUGUACCUCCCGAAAUUGUCAGCACGUCUGACAAAGCUCAUAAUGUCAACGGGAAGGUGAAGAAGAAAGGAGCCAAGAAAAAGGUUAAGGGUAAAGAUGGUGUUGAGGUCAGUGAAGAGGCUGAUGGUGGGUCCUGUACCUGUACCAUCUGUGGCCAGGUUUUCCCUCAGGUACUACUCCUUAAAUCCCACAUGAAGAGGCACCGCACCUCCCAGGAUCACGGUUGUCGGAUUUGUGGACGCCGUUUCCGCCAGGCAUGGUUCCUCCAAAGUCAUAUGCGCAUUCACCGGGUCAAAGCCCAGCUAAGAGGUGGCAAAAGCAACGAGCUGCCUGCUACCGUCAACGGAGUUCCUCAGGAUCCAGCAUCGCUGACAAAUGAAGAGUGCCUGUACGAGCUCUGUGCUGGCUGUGGUAACUUCUUCUCAGACCGCAAGACACUGCGAAUACACGAAAGGCUACAUAAACUGAUCCACAGUCGUACUCAGACACAAAGUCUACCAGAGGAAGCAGUUGAAGUCUCUGAUCCGCAUAUUGCUAAGAGGCAUUUUUUGGAAAGCCUGAACCUCACAUGUGUUGGGCAGAAAGAGACCUCUGAGGAAAAGAGCCUAGGCAGGCGAAUUCCAGAGCUGGAUCCAGUUUGUAGCUACCAAGCAUGGCAGUUGGCCACAAGGGGACGACUAGUGGAGGUCACAGAGAAAUGUUUGGGAUGGGAGGAGAGGCUAGCAGAUGCUGAGGUGGCAUAUGACACAGAAAAGGGUGAGUAUGUACCUCUGAAGCAGGAGAAGAAGAGGAAGCAAAUAGACACCUCCAGCUCCAACAAUAAGAAGAUCAAGGGCGAUACAGGCAUUGAUCAGACAUCAAACAGCUUGGCUCAGACUAAAGGUGGUGACAAGAGGAUUUGCCAGAAGGACCGGAUCCUGUUGAACGGACUUGGUCAUGCGUUUUAUGAGGCGCUGCAGACUAAAAAAGUCAAAGACUCCACACCUAAACAGACCAACAGCAUCAGGAGUCAAGACCAGGAGGAUAAAAAGACACACUUCUGUGAGCACUGUGAUUUCCACACUGUAGAUGCCUCACUACUCAGGUCUCACCUGCACAGGCAGCACCAGGACUUCCUGGGUCCCUACAGCAAACACAGCACCGUUUUGGACAACAUUAGCCAAAGUGGUCCCAAAGCCUCAAGAUACAUGGACUACCUCAGAAACAGGAGUGUGUUACUCAGUCAGCCAUACUGGAAUCCUUACACAUGUCUGCCUAGCCAGGGUUCAGCAGAGUCAAACAUUAAGACAGAAAAGUCAAAUAGCACUGAGGUCAAAGGGCAGGGACAUGCUGCUAGUGAUGCUGGCAGUCUUCUUAAUCUGUCCUCAUUGCCAGUAAGUGAAGGAGACAGCGCUGUAAAUUAUCCAGUAAAAACAGAGGGCCUGGUAAGACAUCAGUGCCCAUACUGUGCCCACACUACCAACUACCCAGAAGUGCUGUGGAUCCAUCAGCGCGUUGCACACAGGGUGGAUGGCAGCAGCUCGAUGGCACCCAAGUGGGCACCCUGCGCCAACAGCCCCAAGAGCUUAAAGCCAGGUGGUACGCAGUGGAGACGCACUGGGCCUCCCCCCUUCCUUGAAGGCAAAGACUGUCCCGCUUUACCUGCUCCAAGAACUCAGCGCACACAGGCUCCAGGCUUCACAUCCCACAGCAACAACAACAGCAAGCAGUCAGCCCCCAAGACUCAAUCAGGUGUUCCCAAGUCCAAGCAUCAGUCCAAAGACUCGCGCUCUUCCGAUGGGACACAGUCUAGUGGGAGGACAGGACUCCUACCUCAAAAGAAGUCUGGUGAACAUAAGCGGGCAGAGGAGGGUGGAAGUAAAAGCUCCAGGGCCCAAGCUACUUCAUCGAGCAGUAUUGCACACAGCAAGAAUGCCCCUAGUUUCCAGCCUACAAGCAGUCCCAAACACAGAGGCCACAGAGCUGCAGUGGAAGCAAACUUCCCACAGGAAGGUUUGGGGUUUAUGUUGGCCAGAAAUCAUGGCGGGAGUUCAUCCAAUGCAGCUGCAGAAAGAGCCCAUCGCAGGCAGCCGUGUGACUCCUCUUCAGGUCCUAAGGGUCCUGAUCUGUGGGCUGCCAUGAACAUGUGGGGUCACAAAGCUUAUUUAGAACCAUUACGUUUCGCUCAGGGAAAGAAUGAGGCGACAGGAGAAACGCAAAUGGACAUUGAUAUUUUGAGCGUCCUGAAAAACUACAGUCCACAUGAUCUGGCUGCUCUUUACCAGCACUGGGGGUUUGUUGAUCCCAGGAUUGAUCCACAAGCAUUGUUGCAGUUAAAUGGAAAUUUUGGAAAAGAAGUCCAUUCCACAUCUGAAGCUUCCAAACAAAUGAACAGCCGCUCCACUUCCUCCUCAGGGUCUCUUCAUAAAGGAACGUGAACAUACAUCGUGUUCAUGUUGGCUCUCAGCCUGCACGAUACUACUGAACAAAGAGGCCUGCUGUUCUUUAAAGGAACCAGCCAUAACUCCUACAAAAGGACAGAGGCACUGGAUAAUGCACAAAAUAUGCAAAAUCAAUGAGGUGGAGUCUUAUUAUUUUGUAAUAUGGUUGUUUAAUUUGAAGUGUUAUGCAUGCUUUUUGUUUGUUAAGAGUGUGUUCAGUACCAAAACACACAUUGAGCUUACUGUAAAAAUACUUAGCGGGUGGGGAGGAAAUUAAAUUUGAAGCUACAUUUACAAGGAGAAAGAGGACGUUAUAUUAAAAGGCCCACAGAUAUCAGUGAAAAAUGAGCUCCAGCUGGUGAUCCAAGCAAGAAAAACAGCAGAUCUUGUGAUUUUUGUGAUUGUGACUGGAUGCCAAAAAUACAUUUCUAAAGAUGUAAGCUGCGACCUGAACAUUAUACUUUACUUUCACCUCUCUAUAUACGGUUCAGUUUGUUGUUGUUUUUAAAUGGCACCUACAAGGUUGUAGCAUGUCCUCUUUUGACUUUUGUUUCAAGGUUAGGACUGUAUUUGAUUAUUUAACAUUUGUAUUAUGCAACAGGGAUCUAUCACUAUGCUACGACAUGUAUAGUGCUGGUAAAUUUAGAGGAAUCAAGUGACGUUCUCAGUUACAGUUACCAGCAAAGCAGUUCACCUCCACAGUUUUCACUUAGAAAAAUAAACAGGCAUGAUGUCACUACGGGAGGGUUUAAUUAGAGCUAAAUCUGUCCAGAUUCCAGGCUUUAGCUUUAUUAGCUCAUUAUCCCACACACAUUUAGAGUAACAGGAUGCACUGGUUAUGUUUUUUCCCCCCACACUGGAUGUUCAGCCCACAAUCACAAGUAAUGCAUUGACUUCAACUCAAAUAGCUCAAAAUGAACAUUUUACCCAAGACAAGUGGAAUUUAUUUGUGAUCAGUUUGUACUCAAAUAUACCGACAUGCUGAAGGGCAUCAUCAGUCAGCCAUCUUCGAUCUUCUGUUACAAUCUGUAGUGCCAGUAACCAAGUUAACUAACUGCUCACCUCCAGUUUACAGCCACAAAUUAUACAACUUAAUGUAAAAUCAUCAAUAACUAGGGUGUCAUUAAAUCUGUUUUGCAGACAGUGGGAGCGGCACCAUGGCAAAUCCAUAGUUAUUGCCAAACCUAAGGUCCAGAAUGGACCAGUUCAUGUAAACCAGAGAAAUCUACCUAAAUUGGUGGCCAUCGUUGUAGCCAGUCCAACAUGUGUCAAAAUGACCAGUCGACAAUAAAAUGUGGUGUCCUGCUUUAUAAUUCUAUUAUCUGUCCUUUUUUUUCUCCUCCUGUCAGACAGGUAGUGUAAACAUCUGCGCUCGUCUCACAUUGUGCUAGUGAUGUAGCAAUUUAAUGCUGUGAUUUUAGAGGUAGAAACUGUAGCGAUAACAAUUUCUACUGACGUGGCCCUGACCUACAUCUGCCAGUGAAGCUACUAAAAAUAAGAAGAAAUAUUUGUUUGUUUUUUUAAUUCACCUCGUUCUCAAUUUGUUUUCAUGUGUUUCUGUUUGCAGAUUUCUUUAGUUUGUUUAUAUUUUAGUUCUGAUUCAACGUAUUCACCUCCCAUAGAGAAAUAGUCUAUGCAUUUAACAAAAAGCCAUCAACUUAUGGAUUUCUUGGGAGAUCUUGAGAAUACAUAUUUCAUUACUGGAGUAUUGACUUUGAUCUGUGUGGAUUUUUUUUUUUUUUUUUUUUCGAUAAAUGUUGUAAAUGAUCGUUUUAUUUAAUGGUCUUUUUUGUUUGCUAAGAGUGGAAUUUCAACACUCAGAAGUACUUGAUAUUUGUAGUAACCACAGAAAAUGUUGAAAAAAAUUUUUUUUUUUAGUGAAACUUGAGGUCAGAGUGAAGUUCCCGCAGGAGGUAUUAUCGAGCCUGUGACCUGUAAAGAUGCUGUUGCAGACAGUUAAGGAGUUGAGGAGAGACAGGAAACAGUGAGACAGCGAUUUUAAUGCAAGCCUGAACUUUUAUGCAAACCUAAAGCUUAAAGUUGAGCUCUCACUGGGUUCAGUUUUGUGACUAUGUUAACAUGUUUCAUAGUUAAUAAUUAUGUUGGGAUCAGAAUUUCUAUUUUCAUCAGUUCCGCAUUUUGUCUGAUUGUAUAAAAAUAUCCAAAUAAAGUUGGUCAAUGUAGAU